AUGCGCGCAGUGUUCGCCGCUCUGGACACCGACGGCGACGGGAUGAUAUCCGCGGACGACCUCCGCGCGUACUCCGCGCAGCGCGGGCUUCCCGCGGGGUAUGCGCUGGAGUUCGUGAGCCGCGCGCAGCAUGGGCGGAGGGGUGCGGAGGAGCACUUAUACGGGGAGCGGCGGACGGAUCCGCAGGUUUUGCGCAACUCCCUGUUCGGUGGCGGAUGGAACGGCGCGGGUUGCGCGGCGGGGGGGCUCCAGGCGGGCGGGGUUGCGGGAGCUGGCAUCGGCGGAAUGCGGAUCCUGGGAAGCGGAGACGGAGUGGCGUCAUGCGCACAGGAGGGGUCGGGCGGAACGAGCGGAGGCAAUAUGGCGCUGUGCCGCGCAUCAGCGGGGUUUGCGGCGUCGUCCUCCCAGGUAGCUCUCACCUCCCAACGAGCUUCAGUGUCGAUCUCUUUGGCGCUACCGCCCGUGGAUCUCCCAGCACUGCUCUCCUCUGCCGCGCAGCAGCUUCACCGCGGGCUGGGCUCGGCGCGCUUGCACCUUAGCAGCUUCAGGGGCGGGGGAACCGGCGGAAUAGGUGGCGGAAGCGGCGGAAGUGGCGGAACCGACGGCGGCGGCGGUGGCGGAGGGGGGUUUGGGGUGUCGUAUGCGGCGUUUGAGGAGUUCGUGGAUGCGAGGGACAGGGCUCUGUGGGACUCGUUUAGGUGCAUGGACAGUAACGGGGAUGGCCGCGUGUCGCAAGCAGACCUCGAACGCAGCAUGAGGGUGCGUGUUACUCACGCUGCUAGUGCCACCCCUGCAAUGGGCAUAACAGCAUGCAACUCCCCCAUGACCACUGGAGGCAACACCGCCACCUCUGCAGCCGUCACCACUCUCAGUGGCAGUACUCGAGCCAGCAGCACCAGCGGCAGCGGUAAUGCCGAGGCAGCACGGCCUGCGGGGCUAGGUCAGCCGUGCUCGGUGGAUUCCGUAGGGCGGGCUUGUAGCGGGAAGAUGUCCGUAUCAUUCGAGGAGUUCCGGGACUACUUCACGCUACUCCCUACAUCCGACCAUCUCUUUGACUACUGGAUCUCCGCCUCCUGCCCGCUCGCCUGCCACGCUUCUUCCGCGCCACGACCAUUCAACGCGCGAGAAGCACUUGAGGGGGCUUCAGCAGUAGUAGGCACGGCUGCCACAGCUGCCGCUGCGGGAAAUGCGUUGAAAAGGAAGGUUCCACGAAGAGGGUCUUUGAGGGGAACCAGCAGCAGCAGCAGCAAGGGUGCUGGCACAGGUGGCGGCAGCAGCGGCAGCGGCUCCAGCAGGAGAAGUAAAGGGGCGGGUGGCGUAUGGCGGCAUCUAGUGGCGGGCGGCAUGGCAGGGGCGACAUCCCGCACAGUGACUGCCCCUUUGGAGACCCUCCGCCUGCGCAUGAUGGUCUCGUCCGAACAUGGCCUCCUGCAAACAUGCUCUCAAGUGUGGAGUGAAGCGGGCUGGAGGGCAUUCUUCCGCGGCAACAUGGUGAACGUGGUGCGCUCGGCCCCUCAGAAAGCAAUCGACUUCUUUGCUUUUGAGGCAUUCAAACAAGCCAUCGCCACUGUCUUCCCCACGGGCCCUGCGGGACUUCAGGUGGUGACAGCAGGUGCUUUAGCAGGUGCCACGUCCACUCUGGCACUCUAUCCUCUCGAUGUCGUCAGAAGCCGCCUCACUGUUGCCGCCCGCUCCCAGUGCACAGGCAUCGCCCAUGCCCUCACCACAAUAGCAAAGACAGAGGGAGUCCCAGCACUCUACCGCGGCCUGGGCGCGUCUCUCCUCUCCAUCCUACCAGAGGACGCCAUCACAUACGGCUGCUUCGAUCUGCUCAAGACCGCCCUGCAGCACUCCACCGGCCGCACCGUGGGAGUGCUGCCCGCCCUGGCCUGUGGCUACACAGGCACUGCCCACGCCCUCACCACGAUAGCCAAGGCUGAAGGAGUCCCAGCCCUGUACCGCCGGCUAGGAGCGUCCCUCCUCUCCAUCCUACCAGAGGCAGCCAUCAAAUACAGCUGCUUUGACCUGCAGCACUCCACUGGCCACACCGUGGGAGUGCUGCCCGCCCUGGCCUGCGGUGUCGAUUACACAGGCAUCGCCCAUGCUCCAACCACGACAGGAAAACCAGAAGGCAUGCCGGCACUCUGUAGAGGCCUCGGUGCUUCUCUCCUCUCCAUUCUACCGGAAGCCGCCAUCACAUACGGCUGCUUCGACCUGCUCAAGUCUGCUCUGCACCGCUCUACUGGUCGCACCGUGGGAGUGCUGCCCGCCCUGGCCUGCGGCAUUGCUGUACCCGUCACACCCACUCACUCACUCUCUCCAUCCUCCCAUCUACCCCCCGCCCUUCCCCUUCCAACCCCCCAGUACACAGGCAUUGCCCAUGCCCUCGCAACUAUAGCCAAAACCGAAGGUGUCCCAGCCCUAUAUAGGGGUCUCGGUGCGUCUCUCCUCUCCAUCCUACCGGAAGCCGCCAUCACAUACGGCUGCUUUGACCUCCUCAAGUCCGCCCUGCAGCACUCUACUGGUCGCACCGUGGGAGUGCUACCCGCCUUGGCCUGCGGUGUCGCCUCUGCAUUCACGGGCCAGCUUGUCGCAUACCCUCUCGAGCUCGUUGCGAGGCGCCUGCAGGUCUCUGCUGUUGCUGCUGGUGCUGCUGGUGCUGGUGCAGUUGCAGCAGGGGCGGCGAAGCAGAAUCUGGUUACCGUUACCAAGGCGAUACUGGCGGAACGGGGAGUGGCAGGGCUGUAUCAGGGUAUCGUGCCGGCCUCCCUGAAGGUCAUUCCCAUGGCGAUUGUGAGCUUUGGAGUGUAUGAGUCGGUUAAGUUUGCUCUGGUGCAGCUGGCUGAAAGGGAGGAGGGGUGGCGGGAGGAGAGGGAGAGGAGGCGUGAGGAGGAGGGGAGGAGGAGGUGGGCGGAGGAGGAGAGGAGGUUGGUGGAGGAGGAGAGGAGGGGGAGGAGGGUGUGUUUGCCGGUGUGUAAGGCAUGCUGUCGGGAGGGAGGGUUGUGUGGGAGGCAGAGGGGGAGCGCACUGCUGGUGGUGUGA
This is a messenger RNA of Closterium sp. NIES-65, 3042 nucleotides long. The record is from the annotation of a GenBank genome assembly. NCBI's taxonomy places the organism in Eukaryota, Viridiplantae, Streptophyta, Zygnematophyceae, Desmidiales, Closteriaceae.